Molecule: messenger RNA, 1374 nt
Organism: Rubroshorea leprosula
Lineage: Eukaryota; Viridiplantae; Streptophyta; Magnoliopsida; Malvales; Dipterocarpaceae
Source: the annotation of a GenBank genome assembly
AGGCUUGAGAUAGAACCUUCUUUACUCAAAAGAAUUCAUCAUCACCAUCUGUUUCUUAUUUAAGCCUUCUGGGGAGACCAGAUCAACCCAUAAACCCUGAAACCCUGAAAGAGAAAAGAGGAAAAAAUGAAGGGAGUAUCUCCAACAGUCUCCAUCAUCAUUUUCAGAGUCAUAAUCACUCUGCAGGGACUGUCAUCCCUGGUGAAUUCACAGACUACAGAUUCCUGCAGCUCCAAUCCAAGCCUAGGUUUGCCCUUUGACACAAGUUCCCUCCAGUGCCUAUCUGUUUGGAGCGGCGAACGUUUCAUUCUCAGAUACGCACAGAACUCGUCGAACGUAUGGAGCUUCGUUCUCUCCGCCCCGGAUUCCAACAACUAUAUUGCGAUUGGGUUCUCAACCAGUGGGAAAAUGGUUCAAUCAAGCGCUGUUGUAGGGUGGAUCUGGACUAACGGCACGUCGGCUGUGAAACAGUACUAUCUCGGAGGACAACAGCCAAACCUGGUUGCGGUGGACCAAGGGAGCCUGCAGAUCGUGAGCAACUCUACCUCCAUCACCUCCCAAUCAGGGAGUUUGUUCAUGGCAUUCCAGCUGAACACCGCCCAGCCGCAAUCGGCGUUGAUAUAUGCGGUUGGACCAACCGCCGUUUUCCCGUCGGCACCGAGCUACACGUUGACUCAGCACCGCAACCGGGUCUCCACACAGAUAAAUUAUUUUUCAGGGCAGACAACAUCCCAGAGUCCUAGUGCGAACUUAAGGAAGAGCCAUGGAAUACUAAACAUGGUGGGAUGGGGCAUUUUAAUGUUAAUUGGGGGCAUUGUUGCUCGCCACUUCAAGCAGUGGGAUCCAAUCUGGUUUUACUCCCACGUAGCCAUUCAAUCACUUGGGUUCGUAUUGGGACUAAUUGGUGUCAUAUGUGGAUUUGUGUUGGAAGAUCGCCUUUCUGCUCAUGUCCCAACUCACAAAGGCCUUGGAAUCUUCAUUCUUGUGCUGGGUUGUCUCCAGGUGAUGGCAUUUUUGGCUAGACCGAACAAGACAUCAAAGGUGCGCAAAUACUGGAAUUGGUACCAUUACAGUGUGGGGAGGAUUCUAAUGGUAUUCGCAAUAGCAAACAUCUUCUACGGCAUACAUUUAGGUAAGGAGGGGCAUCGAUGGACGGCUGGGUAUGCAGUUGUCAUUGCGCUCUUGUUCCUAAUUGCCAUUGUCUUGGAGAUAAGGAUGUGGAUGACAAAAUAAGUAUAAGAGUUCCUUGUGCAGUUCUCUUGUAACUUAUUUUUGAUUGACUAGUGUUGUACCUUAAAUUUGAUUGGCGCGUACAUUAAUAUACACACUUAUUUAUUAUAUGAUUUGACGCAUCAAUAAUGAGGAUGGUGAUGA